AUUCCUACUCUGAUUGUCUAUCAGAGAUCCUAAUUUUGACCAAUCAGAGAAUACCCGUAGAAUGCCUCAAAGCUCAUCAACAAAGACGCACGAUCAAGAUCCGGCGGACAUUACCGGAUCCACCCUAAAAUCACAGCGUACCAAAAUGGUGAAUACUUCCGAUGACAGUGAAAAAAAGAGUUCUGGUAAGAAGCUGAAAGAGCUUGAAGUUGGCGUUCCAAUAGUGUAUGGAAAUGUUGCAUUUUGGCUUGGUAAGAAGGCGAGCGAGUUCCAGUCUCAUAAAUGGACUAUUUAUGUUCGUGGUGCAACUAAUGAGGAUCUGGGUGUGGUGGUGAAACGUGUUGUUUUUCAAUUGCACUCAAGUUUUAACAAUCCUACAAGGGUUGUGGACAACCCUCCUUUUGAGUUAACAGAAUCUGGAUGGGGUGAAUUUGAAAUUGUGAUGACCCUUCAUUUCCACACUGAUGUUUGUGAUAAGCCAUUACACUUAUAUCACCAUUUGAAACUAUAUCCAGAGGACGAAUCUGGGGCUCUAUCCACUAAAAAACCUGUUGUAGUAGAGUCAUAUGAUGAAAUUGUGUUUGCGGAGCCUUCAGAAUCUUUUUUUGCCCGUGUACAGAACCAUCCAGCAGUCAAUGUGCCUAGACUACCUCCUGGCCUAAAUUUGCCUCCUCCUGUACCUAUAGAAGAUGUUGAUCGAAGGAAACGUGGUGACACCAAAGAUCAUCCUCUAAGUCAAUUGUUCACAAAUUUUUCCGAAGCAGACGAAUUGUUAAAACUUACAGCAGCUCGGCAGCAGGUGCAAGGUCAUAUCGCAAGAUUGAGAAGACAGUUGAGCAUGGUAGAUGGUCAGCAUCAACAAUUGAAGCCUGCCUCUGAUCUGUGAAUGUGUAUCAUUGUUAUAUCUACAGUCGUCCAUCCAAUUUUACUCUGCAGACAGCCUUGACGAAAGUGACCGUCCAGUUUUUUCUUCUUCUUAAAAUUGGGGCCGGGGAAGGGGAUUACAAGGUGAGGAAUCAAACCCUCACCAACAAGGUGAGAGUUCACGUAGCCAACCAACUGAGCUACUAAGAUUUCCCUUCCCGCUUUUCUUCUCCUUUUGCCUUUUUUUCUUUUUCUGGUUAUCUUUGACAGCAUCACAAGAAGAGAUGCAAUAGAUUCAUUUCUUAAUAGAUUGAUACUGAGGUUAGUCCAUUAAUGGUGUUCUUUUACCAUAAUGAAUGUUUUUUUAAUACUAAUCCUGAAUGAGAAAUUCAUAUUAGCUCAA
This is a messenger RNA of Solanum verrucosum, 1267 nucleotides long. Its product is annotated as transcription initiation factor TFIID subunit 14b-like. Bases 62 to 886 code for a protein of 274 amino acids. The transcript has a single exon. Gene Ontology annotation, biological process: regulation of DNA-templated transcription. The record is from RefSeq and is a predicted model, not a curated record. NCBI's taxonomy places the organism in Eukaryota, Viridiplantae, Streptophyta, Magnoliopsida, Solanales, Solanaceae.